This is a messenger RNA of Panicum hallii, 1555 nucleotides long. RefSeq names its product MLO-like protein 13. Bases 1 to 1554 code for a protein of 517 amino acids. The transcript has 14 exons. The record is from RefSeq and is a predicted model, not a curated record. Gene Ontology annotation, biological process: defense response. NCBI's taxonomy places the organism in Eukaryota, Viridiplantae, Streptophyta, Magnoliopsida, Poales, Poaceae. Gene Ontology annotation, cellular component: membrane.
AUGGGGGAGGAGGCCUCGCUCGAGCACACGCCCACGUGGGUGGUGUCCACCGUCUGCCUCGGCAUCGUCUCCGUCUCCCUCGCCGCCGAGCGCUUCCUCCAUUACCUCGGCAAGCCUUAUGCUGUUUUUCCGCCUUUACUCCUGCAGUAUCUGAAACAUAAGGAGCAGAAAGCAUUGUUUUCAGCUCUUCAGAGACUAAAAGAAGAGCUAAUGCUUCUCGGAUUCAUUUCCUUCGUCCUGAGUCUCUCCCAGGGUUUUAUUGUUAACAUUUGCAUUCCAGAAAAUGCUACAGAUUUCAUGCUUCCAUGCAAGAGAGAGAACCACGAAGUUGCAGAAGAAGGUUCCAGAGUUUGCAAGAAAAAGGGUGAUGUUCCCUUGCUAUCAGUGGAGGCAUUACAUCAGCUGCACAUCUUCAUAUUUGUACUUGGUUUAGUCCAUGUUGUGUUCUGCGCCACAACAAUAUUACUUGGUGGUGCGAAGAUGCGAAAGUGGAAGCAUUGGGAGACAGAAAUUCACCGAGAAAUAGGGGAGAAAUUACAUCAAGCACAAAUUGAAAGAAAAUCUACACCUUUGAGUGCUGUGCUACAUCGAAAUCAUCAAGGCGAAUUUGUCCGUGAGCGAACAAAGGGAUUUUGGAUGGAGCUGACUGUUGUAAGCUGGAUAACUGCGUUCUUGAAGCAAUUUCACGAUUCUGUUAGUAAAUCAGAUUAUGAAGCGCUUCGAUCAGCAUUUGUCUUGAUACACUACCCAAGAAAACCAGACUUUGAUUUUCACAAAUACAUGAUUCGUGCUCUUGAACAUGAGUUUAAGAGGGUUGUUGGUAUCAGCUGGUAUAUGUGGCUUUUUGUCAUCAUCUUCCUGUUGCUGAAUAUAAAUGGAUGGCACACAUACUUCUGGUUAGCUUUCUUGCCUCUCUUUCUCCUACUUAUUGUUGGUGCCAAGCUAGAGCACAUUAUUACUCGAUUGGCUCAAGAGGCAGCAGCAUCAUUAUCCAAUGAAACGGAGGAAGUUCCAAAAAUAAAGCCAUCCAAGGAACAUUUCUGGUUUCAUAAACCUGGGCUUGUCCUUCAUCUGAUCCAUUUCAUUCUAUUCCAGAACUCGUUCGAGAUUGGUUUUUUCUUCUGGGUCUUGGUAUCGGAAGGGUUCGGCUCGUGCAUGAUGGAAAGUAAACCUUAUAGCAUCUCCAGACUUGUUAUCGGAGUGAUCAUCCAAGUCAUCUGCAGCUAUAUCACUCUGCCAUUAUAUGCCAUCGUCACUCAUAUGGGCGGAGAGAUCAAGCUGCACGGUUUCGGCUCGGACGUGCACGAGUCCGUCCAUGGCUGGCUCACCGAGGCGCAGAGGAGGAAAACCUUCUUGAAGAAGGCCGGCGCCGGCGCCGGCGACCCCGACCCCGAUUCCGGCGGGGAGGUGAAGUUGAAGGUGACCCGGGCGGCGGCGCCCGACGAGCGGACGGCCGGGACCUCGCGCGGCAUGCUGAUGACGGCGCACCCGCCGCCCGAUCUCGACGAGAUCGUCACCGUGGACGGCGGCUACCACGGCCUCCGGACGAGUUGAA